This is a messenger RNA of Necator americanus (New World hookworm), 252 nucleotides long. RefSeq lists its product as uncharacterized. Lineage: Eukaryota; Metazoa; Nematoda; Chromadorea; Rhabditida; Ancylostomatidae. The coding region runs from base 1 to 252 and encodes 83 amino acids. The transcript has 3 exons. The record is from RefSeq and is a predicted model, not a curated record.
AUGACCAACCAGUCAGUCGAUAUCAAGUGGCGUUCAAUAGUGCCCGCCUAUUUUGGCGGCAGUUCUUUUGCAACAUUCGUGUCGUGCUUGUCGCUCUAUGAGACUUCUCCGUGGAUGGGUCGAAGAUCUACCAGUGGUUUCUUGCGGAUGAAUUUGUGUUGUUUGUCCGUUCAUGGAUCGAAUAGCUGCCUAACAGUACGUUUGGUACGAAAAAGUCAAGAUCGACCGCAUCGACUAUGGCCGACCAGCUGA